UUCCUCCCGCGAAGUCCGCCCGCCACGUGGGGGGCCCGUGCAAGGCCGGCGGCGGGCGGGGCGGCUUGGGGCGCUUUUGAGCCCCUCCCGGCGCCAUCGGAGCGGCACUGAGCGCCGCAGCGGCCGGAGGAGGACGCGCCAUGGCCCCCGCCCAGAUCCUCAGCGGCAAGACCGUUUCCGCGCAAGUACGGGAGCGAUUGAAGAAUCAAGUGGCGAGUCUGAAGGAAAGAGUCCCAGGUUUCAGGCCGGGCCUUGCAAUUUUGCAGGUUGGUGAUCGGGAUGAUUCAAAUCUCUACAUUAGCAUGAAGCUGAAGGCAGCAGCUGAGAUUGGGAUCAAUGCCAAUCACAUCAAGCUGCCGAACACUGCCUCAGAGGCUGAGGUGUUGAGGUGUAUUAAUAAUCUGAAUGAAGAUCCGACCAUUCAUGGUUUUAUCGUACAACUGCCUCUGGAUUCGAACAAACCCAUCAACACGGAGAAAAUAACCAACGCCGUGGCCCCCGAGAAGGAUGUGGAUGGCUUAAGCAGCAUCAAUGCGGGGAAGCUUUCUCGAGGUGACCUCGGUGACUGUUUCAUCCCCUGCACGCCCAAAGGGUGCAUGGAACUGAUCCGGCAAACAGGUAUCCAGGUGGCAGGCAAGAAAGCUGUAGUGAUUGGGCGUAGUAAGAUAGUUGGAGCGCCGAUGCACGAUCUUCUCCUCUGGAACCACGCCACGGUGACCACGUGCCAUUCCAAGACGGCGUCACUGGCUGAAGAAGUCAGUAAAGCUGAUAUCUUGGUGGUUGCAGCCGGCAAGGCAGAGAUGGUGAAAGGUGAAUGGAUUAAACCUGGUGCAGUCGUGAUAGAUUGCGGGAUCAACCACAUACCAGAUAGCACCAAACCCAGUGGGAAAAGGGUUGUGGGCGAUGUGGCUUACAGUGCAGCCAAGGAGAGGGCAGCGUACAUCACCCCAGUGCCUGGGGGAGUUGGACCCAUGACUGUAGCUAUGCUGAUGCAGAGCACAGUAGAAAGUGCCCAGCGUUUUCUAGAGAAAUACCAGCCUGGCAAGUGGAAUAUUCAGUACAACCAGCUCAGUCCCAGAACCCCUGUUCCAAGUGACAUCGAAGUCUCUCGGUCUUGCAUUCCAAAGCCCGUUGGCCGGCUGGCCAGGGAGAUCGGCUUGCUCUCGGAUGAGGUGGAGUUCUAUGGUCAGAGCAAGGCUAAGAUUUUGCUGUCGACCCUUGAACGCCUGAAGGACCAACCAAAUGGCAGAUACGUUGUGGUCACAGGUAUAACCCCCACGCCUCUGGGAGAAGGGAAGAGCACCACGACAAUCGGGCUGGUCCAAGCCUUGGGCGCGCACCUUGGUCGGAAUGCCUUCGCCUGUGUCCGGCAGCCCUCGCAGGGACCCACUUUUGGAAUUAAAGGGGGUGCCGCUGGAGGGGGCUAUUCUCAGGUCAUUCCUAUGGAGGAGUUCAAUCUCCAUCUCACCGGUGACAUUCAUGCCAUUACCGCAGCCAAUAACCUGGUUGCUGCCGCUGUCGAUGCCCGCAUUUUUCAUGAAGCGACUCAAUCGGAUCAGGCUCUUUAUUCUCGUUUGGUUCCUUCAAUUGAUGGCGCCAGGAAGUUCUCUGAUAUCCAGAUCCGGAGACUGCAGAGAUUACAUAUUAAUAAAACGGACCCAGACACUUUGACAACGGACGAAAUAAAGAAAUUUGUGAGACUGGAUAUUGAUCCAGAGAGUAUAACGUGGGCAAGAGUGUUGGACACCAGUGACAGGUUUUUGCGGAAGAUCACUAUCGGCCAGUCUCCGACCGAGAAGGGUCAUUCACGCACAACUCAGUUUGACAUCACCGUGGCCAGUGAGAUCAUGGCUGUUUUAGCUCUCACAGAUGGUUUGGAAGACAUGAGGAGACGGCUGGCCAAAAUGGUGGUUGCUUCCAGUACGGAAGGUCUUCCGAUUACGACAGAAGAUCUGGGCGUGAGCGGCGCCCUGACAGUUCUGAUGAAAGAUGCUAUUAAGCCAAACCUCAUGCAGACUUUGGAGGGUGACCCAGUGUUUGUCCACGCUGGCCCGUUUGCCAACAUCGCUCACGGCAACUCCUCUAUCCUGGCAGACAAGAUUGCCCUGAAGCUGGUUGGCAAGGAAGGGUUUGUGGUGACAGAAGCCGGCUUCGGAGCAGAUAUAGGCAUGGAAAAGUUCUUUGACAUCAAGUGCCGAUAUUCGGGCCUCCAGCCCCACGUGGCAGUCUUGGUCGCUACCGUCCGAGCUCUGAAAAUGCACGGUGGAGGGCCCACGGUCACAGCUGGGGUCCCCUUACCAAAGGAAUAUACGGAAGAGAACCUUCAGCUUCUGGCAAAAGGUUGUUGUAACUUGAGCAAGCAGAUCCAAAAUGCCCGGACCUUUGGCGUUCCAGUCGUGGUGGCGGUCAAUGCGUUCAAGUCAGACACAGAAGCAGAGUUACAGCUGGUCAUGCGGUUGGCGAAGGAAGCGGGAGCUUUUGAUGCUGUGAAGUGCACCCACUGGGCCGACGGGGGGAGAGGAGCCUUGGCAUUGGCGGAAGCCGUACAGCGAGCGUCGCAGGCCCCCAGUCAUUUCAGAUUCUUGUAUGAUGUGCAGCUGCCAAUUCUAGAUAAGAUCAGAAUUAUUGCACAGACCAUCUACGGGGCAGACGAUGUUGAGCUGCUGCCAGAAGCGGAGCAGAAAAUUAUUUUGUACACUAAGCAGGGAUUUGGAAACCUGCCCAUAUGCAUGGCUAAAACCCACCUGUCGCUGUCCCAUGACCCCGAACGGAAAGGGGUGCCCAAAGGCUUCCUCCUGCCCAUCAGAGAUAUCAGAGCCAGUGCGGGUGCAGGAUUCUUAUAUCCGUUAGUAGGAACGAUGAGCACAAUGCCUGGACUCCCUACUAGGCCAUGCUUCUAUGACAUUGAUCUGGACCCUGUGACUGGAGAGGUGAACGGCCUGUUCUAAGACGGACUGAUGAUCCCGAUAACGUCAGUUCGACAAGACAUGAGCAAGAUAAUCAUUACGGAAAGAUCUGACCUCAGUGGAAACUAACAAGCCUUUUGGAAAAGUAUCCUCCUGUAUUUUUUUUUUAAAUCUGCAAUGCUGCAGUCUUAAUGGGUGAUCUACUUUUUCACUCCCUAUAGAUGAAAAUCUGUACAACAUUCUUUUAAAUAGCGAUUACUUUUUUUUAAAAAAAUGGCUCAAAAGAUGACUUACAGCACUCAGUAGACACCUCAUUGACUCUGAUAAAGGCUGUUUUGAAUUUCGUACCUAUUAAAUCUUUUAGGGGAUCGUUAAUCAAGAAACAGCAAAUAUGUUACAUUCCUAGCAAGCUGAUAGACCAUAUGGGAUCUAGCCCAUCAGGGAUCUUGGAAAUCUUCUGGCUUUUGCCUGCACAUCAGUGAGGGCCAUGACGCACAGUUGGUGGUGCUACUUCCAUCUUGAUGGGUCACAAGUUGUUGGGUGUUGCUUGCAUGUGUGUAAUUGGUUUCAGUGCGGCAAGGAAAUGAGCACAGUUGCCUCUAGAAAUGGCACCCUGUAACAUAGGGGCAGAACUGGAUGAAACCCAUGCGCUUCUCACUUGAGCGGCAGUCUCAAACCCUGUGCGCACAACUUCUGAACACAGGUGCACAAAGACUGUUGCUGUGUGAGGGACUGGAUCGCCCACAUGGCAACCGGUAUUUGGUAACACUGUCUUUUUAAAAAACUUGAUUUUCAACCCUCCCAUCCCUUUUUUUGCAAUGUUAAAAAUCCGUAUUUCUUUUUAACGAGCAUCUUGCUUUCCCAAGAGACAUGGUACCUGGCUUGUAGCCAGUGCACACUACAGCCAAAUACCAACGUUAAUCUUGCAAUAAUCUUGUUGUCAGCCAGCCGGGGCCACAGACAGACAAGAUUCUGAAUGCCCGGCACGGUUUGUUGCUUUUCAAUAUAGUUUUCACUAGGGAAGCUCAAUGUGCCCUCAAGUCUUAGCGCUGUCUGACUUCCGUACUUGCUUUCCAAAGUUGUUCUUGUUGUGGGCUUUGAGGAGAAGCUCAGUUUCAGUCCUUCUCAGCUGCACCUGCCAACUGGGGGGAUGCCUGAAGCUCAUGCUAAUCUCAACUGGACUGUAGCAACUACAGGCAUCUGUGCAGAAGGGUCUGGCCACAGGAGCAUCCUUUCCAAAGGGCACCUGGUUUCCUCAAGAAUUCGCCUUGCUUUUCCCAAAUGGCCCUACUGCACCUAGCUAGGAAUAUGGGGAGCUAACUUAGGGAGUUUCUGUCUUAUGUCUGCUUUGCUAGUGAUCAGGUUGCCCUGGUUUAAUGGAGAAAAUGAACGAGAUGGAGUAGAACAUUUGCCUCUGAGCAUCUUUUAGUAAACUUUCCAGUGCUGGGUGGAAUUGUUCCCGAUCCCCAAACCAGCAGUCAUCUUUGCUCUUUGCACCAAAUUAGAAUGCAAUCCUGAUUAUUUAAAAAAAUUAUUACAUCAGUAGAUGCCUUCGACUCUCAUUCUGAGGAGACUGGCUCUCCCACUCCGGCAACCGGAGGAAAAGAAGAUGUCCUCUGGUUGUCUUUUAACAAAUUUUUAAUUUUUCUACAGUGUUUUUUAAACUUCGCCUUUUCGAUCAAACAAAGGUGCAAAAGUCUGUUUUUAAUCAGGGCCGCUGCCUGCAUCUCUUCCCAUCCAAACCCGGCCCCAAAACAUACCACUAUUUUUUUUUUAAUGUGAAAAUGUAACCGCUGCCAGACUUGUAAUUAACACAAAUAAACUGCUACAUCCUUGAAGA
Molecule: messenger RNA, 4746 nt
Organism: Eublepharis macularius
Lineage: Eukaryota; Metazoa; Chordata; Lepidosauria; Squamata; Eublepharidae
Gene: MTHFD1
Product: methylenetetrahydrofolate dehydrogenase, cyclohydrolase and formyltetrahydrofolate synthetase 1
Exons: 28
Coding region: 141-2948 (935 amino acids)
Biological process (GO): tetrahydrofolate interconversion
Cellular component (GO): cytosol
Molecular function (GO): methylenetetrahydrofolate dehydrogenase (NADP+) activity; methenyltetrahydrofolate cyclohydrolase activity; formate-tetrahydrofolate ligase activity
Source: RefSeq, a predicted model, not a curated record